CAGGAGAGGAUCCUCCGGGACGUCCUGGGACCCCUGGGAGGGACGGUGGGAGGGGCAGCCCCAGCUCGGAGCAGGAUGGCAGAUUCCGUGGAGGACGUGCUCGCGGAUCUCCUGGGAUUCGAUGAGGAUCCUCCCGUUCCCCCUUCCUGCGGAUCCCGACUCACCUGCAUCCAGGUGAGCUCCAGGGGGGCCCUGGAGGAGGAUCCUGGCGGGAAAUUCCCUGAAGAUGACGUGGGAGAGACACAGGACCUGGAUGAUCUGGAUGCAGAAAUCCUGGGAAUCUCCAGAUCCAGGCCCAGGCUGGCAGGAGCUGGGACAGGGGCAGGGAAAAGCCUUGGGAAGCAGCUGGAUCCUGAGGAAGGUGCCCCCAGUGUCCCCCCCAGGGGUGGCCUCGGUGACCUCGUGGAUUCCCCGGGAGGAGCCGGGAAAGCCCCGGGAAUGUCGGACAGCCCGCGGCUCCACACGGGAAGAGGCUCCGCAGGCAAAAUCCUGGAGCAGCCGGAAAAGGGGGAAUCCGGGACAGAAAAGGGGGAAUCCAGGACGGAUCCCGAGGAGCUGGAGCAGCCAGGGCCGUGGGAAGAGCUGGAUUUUCCUGUGGGAUCCUACGAGCCCUCCGUGGCCUCCGAGGGGCGGCCGGGCCAGAGGAGGGGGCACAGGAUUCCCGGCGGGAUCGGCCUCUUCCCGAAGGUCCCGAGGGGCAGUGGGGGUGGGGCCGCCUGGCUGGGGCUGAAGGAUGAGGAAUUCCCAGGAUCCGGAGCCAGGGACGAGGAUUUCCUGGGAUUGGGACCCAAGGACAAGGAUAUCCCAGGACUGGGAUCCAGGAAUGAGGAUUUCCUGGGACUGGGACCCAAGGAUGAGAAUUUUCCAAGACUGGGACCCAAGGACAAGGAAUUCCCGGGACUGGAGCCCAAGGACAAGGAAUUCCCAGGACUGGGAUUGAAGGACAAGAAUUUCCCAAGAUCUGAACCCAAGGACAAGGAUUUCCCAGGACUUGGAUCCAAGGACAAGGAUCUCCCAGGAUUGGGAUCCAGGAAUGAGGAUUUCCCGGGAUUGGGACUCAAGGACAAGGAAUUCCCAGGAUUGGGAUUAAAGGACAAGAAUUUCCCAAGAUUGGGACCCAAGGACAAGGAUAUCCCGGGAUUGGGAUCCAAGAAUGAGGAUUUCCCAGGACUGGGACCCAAGGAUGAGAAUUUCCCAAGGUUGGGACCCAAGGACAAGGAAUUCUCGGGAUUGGGACCCAAGGACAAGGAUUUCCCAGGACUGGGAUCGAAGGACAAGAAGCUCCCAAGAUCAGAACCCAAGGAUGAGGAUUUCCCAGGAUUGGGAUCCAGGGAUGAGGAUUUCCUGGGAUUGGAGCCACUGGCAGGAGCCGAUCCCGGCCCGACCCUGGAGCAGAACUGGCUGAGCUCAGUCUUGGCCCGGAAAAGAGCCCGGGAGAGACAUUCCCAACCCUCUGGGAGCCCGGGAAAAGAGCCAGAGGGGGUGGAGGAGAUGGAUCAGCAUUCCCGGGAGAGCAGGAGAUGCCCUUCCCAGGACACCAUUCUCCAAUCCCAACCAUUCCAGAAAGAUCCAGGGGCUCUCCCAUCCCAACCAUUCCAGAGAGAUCCAGGAGCUCUGCCAGCCCCACCACUCCAGGAUCCAGGAGCAUUCCCAUCCCAACCAUUCCAGAGGGAUCCAGGGGCUCUCCCGUCCCAACCAUUCCAGAGGGAUCCAGGGGCAUUCCCAUCCCAACCAUUCCAGAGGGAUCCAGGAGCAUUCCCAUCCCAACCAUUCCAGAGGGAUCCAGGGGCAUUCCCAUCCUGGCCAUUCCCAGCUCCAGGAGCAUUCCUGGCAUUCCCGGCCAAUCCCGGCUCCGGCUCCAUCCUGGGCACUCUCCCGGCGCGGGUGGCGGAGCUCGAGCUCCAGGUCCGGGCACUGGAGCUGGAGCGGAGCCUCUUCCUGGAGAGUCUCCAGAGGCGGCACCAGGACCUGGAUCUGCUGGAGAGCCCCCACAGGAGUCCAGGGAAGGUGGGAGAGGAGCAGCGGGAGAGGCCACGGAUUCUGACACGGAGCCAGGAUGGGAGUUCCCCCCCGUGCCAGGAUCACUCCCCAUCCCAGGAUCUGCCCCUCUCCAAGGAUCACCCCACAGCCCAGGAUCACUGCCAGGAUCCCUCCACGGCCCAGGAUCACCCCAGAUCCCGGGAUCACCCCCCGUCCCAGGAGCGGGAUGAGCAACUCACAGUGCUCCAGGCCCGGCUGUGCCAGCAGCAGCAGGAGCAGAGCCGGCUCCAGGAGGCCUUGGCUGCCCUGGAAUCCCGGCUGGGAGAGCAGGAGCAGCUCCUGGAGCAGGAGCGCCGCAGGGCUGAGGCCGAGCAUUCCAAGGCGGAAUCCCUGCGGAAGGCGCUGGAGGAGCAGCGGCAGCUCUCGGCUCAGCUGCUCUCCAUGGAAAGGGCGGCGCUGGAUGAGGCCAAGGGCGCGUGGCUGGAGGAGCAGCGGGUGGCGCUCCGGGAAUGCUCCGAGGGGCGCAGGAGGCUGGAAAAGGCCUGGGCGGAAUUCCAGAGCCGGGAGAGGCUGAGCCAGGAGCGCUCGGAGCACCUGGAGUCGGCCCUGAGGAACCUGGACAAGGAGCAGGCAGCGCUGCGGUUCCGGGCGCGGGAGCUGCGUUCCCAGGAGGAGCGGCUGGAGCGGGAGCGGGAGGCGCUGGAGGAUUCCCGGCGGGAGCUGCGGCUGGACAGGGAGAAGGUGCUCCGGGACACGGAGCGGCUCCGGCAGCGGGAGCAGGAGGUCCAGGCCCUGGCCGAGCUCUCGGAGCGGCGGUCCCGGGAUGGGGAACGGGCUCUUCGGGAAGCCCGGAAUGUGGAGGCGGAGCAGCGGGAGCGGCUCCGGGCGGGGCGGGAGCAGCUGGAGCAGCUCCGGGAGCAGGAGCAGCGUUUGGAGCAGGACCGGCUGAGCCUGGCGCAGCAGCGGCGGCAGCUCCAGCGGCUCCGGCAGGAAUUGUCCCCGCAGGAAUUGUCAGUGCCCGGCGCUGGGACCCUGCUGGGCACAGCCCGGGAGCGGCCGAUUCCGAAGGACGUGAUCCCGGGGGACCGGCUCCACAUCCCCCUGGCUCCAGCGGCCCCCGGCACUCCGGGAUUGCUCCCGGGAUUCCUGCCUCCCGUGGGGAUGAUCCUGGGGGGCACCAGGGACACCCUGUCGGGAUCGGCUGCGCUCCAGGGGCACCUCCUGCUGCUGAAACACCGGGCACGGAUGGACCACGAUUUCCUGGAGAGCGAGAGCUUCUUCCUGGAGAACCUGAGGAAAGGGCCCUGAAACCUCUCCCUGGGACCAGCCCGGAGCUUCGGGGGAGCUGCAGCUGGAACGGGAGCUGGAGUUGGAGCUGUGCCCCCCCCGGCCCAAAGGUGGCUGCACCCCCUGUUUUUUGUGUGUUUACAAACUAAAAAAUGUAUUUUUUUAGUAAUAAA
Pseudopipra pipra is the source of this 3440-nucleotide messenger RNA. Its product is annotated as fas-binding factor 1 homolog. The transcript is spliced from 20 exons. The coding region runs from base 76 to 3288 and encodes 1070 amino acids. Lineage: Eukaryota; Metazoa; Chordata; Aves; Passeriformes; Pipridae. Gene Ontology annotation, biological process: establishment of epithelial cell polarity; cilium assembly. The record is from RefSeq and is a predicted model, not a curated record. Gene Ontology annotation, cellular component: ciliary transition fiber; ciliary basal body; centriole.